Messenger RNA from Penicillium manginii, 1194 nucleotides. RefSeq names its product S8 family peptidase. The transcript has 3 exons. NCBI's taxonomy places the organism in Eukaryota, Fungi, Ascomycota, Eurotiomycetes, Eurotiales, Aspergillaceae. Gene Ontology annotation, molecular function: serine-type endopeptidase activity. Gene Ontology annotation, biological process: proteolysis. The record is from RefSeq and is a predicted model, not a curated record. The coding region runs from base 1 to 1194 and encodes 397 amino acids.
AUGGGUUUCCUCAAGGUCCUCGUCACGUCCCUUGUGACUCUAGCAGUCGUCGAUGCCGGUACUCUUCUAACCGCCAGUAAUACCGACGCAGUCAUUCCUAGCUCCUACAUUGUUGUCAUGAACGAUGACGUUAGUACUGCCGAGUUCAAAACGCAUCGUGACUGGGCUGCGAAUGUUCAUGCUCGGCUUUCUCGCCGUAAGAAUGGCGAGACUGGACCAGGAAAGCAUUUCGAAAUCAAUGGCUUGAAAGGAUACAGCGCUAGCUUUGACGAGGAUACCGUCAAGGAUAUUGCUAAUGACCCGGCGGUCAAGUACAUUGAACCAGACAUGAUUGUGAACGCAACCGCGAACGUGGUUCAAUCUAAUGCUCCUUCAUGGGGUCUUGCUCGCAUAUCUAGCAAGAAGUCCGGUGCUACCGACUAUGUGUAUGAUUCCACUGCCGGCGAGGGCGUCGUGAUCUACGGCGUCGACACCGGGAUUGAUAUCUCGCAUUCCGACUUCGGGGGCCGCGCUAAGUGGGGUACCAACACUGUUGAUAAUGAUAAUACCGAUGGCAAUGGCCAUGGUACCCACACUGCAUCCACUGCAGCCGGUAGUAAGUACGGUGUUGCAAAGAAGGCCUCUCUCGUUGCAGUCAAGGUCCUUGGUGCCGAUGGUUCUGGCACUAAUUCGGGUGUCAUCUCUGGCAUGGACUGGGCUGUUAAAGAUGCAAAGUCUCGCGGGAUCACUGGAAAGGCUGUUAUGAAUAUGUCUCUUGGUGGCGAAUUUUCCAAGGCCAUGAAUGACGCUGCUGCCAAUGUUGUAAAGUCCGGUGUUUUCCUCGCUGUUGCUGCCGGAAAUGAAGCCGAGAAUGCGAGCAACAGCUCCCCUGCUUCUGCCUCGGAAGUAUGCACUAUCGCGGCCUCUACCAGCUCAGACGGCAGUGCUUCAUUCACUAACUUCGGAUCCCUUGUUGACCUCUAUGCUCCUGGGCAGGGUAUCACAGCUGCAUACCCUGGUGGUGGCUCAAAGACCCUGUCUGGAACCUCCAUGGCCGCUCCACACGUUGCUGGUGCUGCUGCAUACCUGAUUGCUCUCGAGGGUGUGACAGCUGGUAACGCUUGUGCACGUCUUGUCGAGCUUGCUACUUCGUCUAUCUCCAGGGCUCCUUCUGGCACCACGAGCAAGCUUCUAUACAACGGUAUCAACGUCUAG